Molecule: messenger RNA, 3633 nt
Organism: Spirodela intermedia
Lineage: Eukaryota; Viridiplantae; Streptophyta; Magnoliopsida; Alismatales; Araceae
Source: the annotation of a GenBank genome assembly
AUGGCAGAGGAGCUCUGCUUCUUCACCAAGGUUAUCUCUCUUCCUCUCCUCGUGUCAUUCUCCUUUCUUCUCCCUCCCCUUUCCCCCUCUUUUGUACAUUUGAAAAAAAAAUGAUCCUUUGGAAUGCUUGAUGCCUUGCGAAGGGGAAGAAUCGCCCGCCACAGCUUACCCUUUGGUGCAUUGAAUGGAAAAUCAUCUUCUUACUCCACUUUAGAUUACAAAUACUGGUGCCUCUUGUGGUAAAUACGCCAGCUUUGCUGGCUCCAUUCCCCUCCUCGCUACCAUCUCACCUCAGAGAUUACAAGGCUCGACAAAAUUUCUGUGAAUUCAGACUCUACUGGCGGGAAUUCACGCGGGUCAAUCGCAGCUCCCAUUCUUCUCCCUGAAUUCUGUGGUAAUCAUUUCUUUCAGGAGGCAUUUGUCAUCAGACCCACGAAGAAGACUCCGAUCACCCUCAGAAUGAUCAUCUUGAUCUUCUCCAUGGUAUUCGGAGUUUACAUAUGCUCAGUCUCCCUAAGACAAUCGAGAUUCCGCAGCCAUACGAAUCUUAUUGAAGUGGUCGUAAGCAGGCACUGCCGUAGGCCAGUUGCCUCCAACUGGGAGGACCCUUUGAUACAUUAUCCUGUGCCCAGAACCUAUAACAGGUAACAAUCAACUCCCCCUCUCAGUUUUCCCUUCAUGGUGAAGAAAUUCGGGUAUUUAUCUGCCUCUGGGGUUCUGGACAGGAACGAGUGCGCCUGUAACCCAGUCCGGUUCUUUGCAAUUAUAUCAAUGCAGAGGUCAGGAAGUGGCUGGUUUGAGACGUUCUUGAACAGCCACAUCAAUGUCAGCUCCAACGGAGAGAUCUUCUCAGUGAAAGAAAGGCGGAGCAAUAUGACUGCUAUUGAGGCCACGCUUGAUAAAGUGUACAGCCUAGAUUGGAUGAGCAGUGCUGCCAAGAAUGAAUGCACAGCUGCUGUUGGAUUUAAGUGGAUGCUGAAUCAGGCAUGCAAGCACAAUCUAGUAGAUUUAAUGGUGCAGAAUCAUACAAUAUUUUUAUUUUUGCUUGUCAUCGCCCUUAUGAUGGUUAUCCUUUGAUACAUGAUCUCAUCGGCAUAGUUUUAUAUAUACUAGUCCUUUCCUCUCCCUGGGUUUUUUCUGAUUCUCAAUAAAUGGAGAAGGCAUAUGUGUCUGUCUAUAUAUGUGUGUGUGUGUGUGUGUGUGUGUGUGUGUGUGUGUGUGUGUGUGUGUGUGUGUGUAUGUACUGAUAUAUACGUAUUUAUUAAUGUUUCUCUUCCAAAUUCUCAAGUAUAAUUAACCACUCACCGUCGUCUUUGGAAAAAUUCCCCUUUUUAUUCCUCAAUCUAGUCAAUUUAUUGGUGCAAAAUCAUACUUUUUGGGCCAAUUUUUUUUAUCUUUAUGCUGAUUGUCCUUCGGUAUUCGCCCUCCUUGUCACACCUUCGUUUGAAUGUUUCUGGAAAUGGGGUGUUUUUUAUAGCUCUUUUCUCCGUUUGGAUUUUUCUUGGUUCUUUUUUUCACUGAUUUGGUUUUACAAAUAUAUUUAAAUGUUUUAUCUCGUAGGGUCUUAACUCUUAUUGAAAAAUCUUGGUCAUUUUUCUUGAGAACCCUCCAUUUAUGUUCUUUAAUCAAGGAUAUUUGAUGAUGAGAAGUCAUGUCUUUUUUUGGCUAUAUUCUCACCCUGAUGCUGGCUAUCCCAUUUAGUUUGACGGGAAUGGGGCAUAAUUCUGUAGCCUAUUUCUAUGUUCGGAUUUUUCAUGAAUUUCCAGUUUUACUGAUUCUAUAUAAAUUGAAAAGUCAAUGUACAUAGUAGAUUUGGUUUUCAAAAUUCAUUUUUUUAUAUAAUUUCAUCUGUAUGCUAGCUGCCCUUUCUGAUCAACAUGGUAUCAUAUUUGUUUUCAUGGAAAUGUUGCAUUUUCUUGAAGUUUUUUCUCUUUUCUUGGGCUUUUUCAUGAAUUUUACUUGACUGAUCCUGUAAAAUGAAUAGAAAAGUAUGGGGUGUUCAUUUUCCUUUGGUUUUUUGUUUUCAUUCUAUCACGCAACGCUCUAUGGCUUGGCUUUUCUAUCCUAGUUAGACUCAGAGCCUCGUUGAACAGCCGAUGGAGAACAUCUAGUACUUAAUUUCCUUAACGGGAAAAUGUUUUAUUAUUUUAUUUUAUUAAGUUAUAUACUAAUUUCCUCAUUGAGCUUUUAUGAUCGGAAUGAAUGGCAUUUGCUUCAAUGCUCUUGGGGAUCACAAGGUUGUAUUUACCUACGUUAAUUUAGUAUCUAAUCUUACCCAUUAACCUUGUGUUUUCUAUUUUGUGUGAUUUCUUUCGUUCCUUCUUAGAAUUUUAAUUUAUUGGGAUGAAAACUUCAUGAUCAACCCUGAAGACCAUCUGGAUUGGAAAUAAUAAUGCCUUUGAAAGAGUGAAUACUUGAGUUCUCUUAUCCUUGGAAUCAGAUGAAAAAAAAAAUCAUCCUAUGAUGCGUCUAAUUGUAGUAAAUAUUGGGCAGAAAUUAUUAUUUUUAAGAAGAAUUAUUGUGGGUUUAAUUGGAAAUAAAGUGUGGGUCCACUUCAAGUUCUUUCUGAUGGGUAGCAUUUGAUUGUUUUUCUAUUUUUAAUAGAAAAUUCAGAUUUCUUUUUCUUGGAAAGGCAGGGUAGAAUUCAGAUUUUAUAUUUUUGAAAUUCAACUUUUCUGUCUGAACAUAAAAAUAAUUUUUUUUAAUUCCAAAAUUUGGUAGGGCAGCAUUCAAGUCCCCUCUAAUGGGAAAUCUUGAAUGGAAUUCAAGUAUUUUCUUUUCUAAAAGUAGAAUUUAAACUGUCUUAAUCAGAAACACGCUGAAAAUUUCCAAAAAACGAAUUAAUGAGAAAAAUAGAGUAGAAUCGAUGCUCCUGUUUUUAUGUAAUAUUCUUCCUAAUUUGGAAGUCGUCUCACUGCAGGGCCCAAUGGAGCACCAUGAAGAAAUAACCAAGUACUUCAACAGGAGGGGCGUCUUUGUGAUCUUCCUCUUCCGGAGAAAUCUCCUCCGUCGGAUGGUCUCUGUGAUCGCCAACUCCCACGAUCGAUAUGCCAAGCUAUUGAAUGGGACCCACAAAUCCCAUGUCCACUCCGCCAAUGAGGUCAACUCACAUCUAAAUUCAGAGGCUAAAAUAUAAUUUUUCCCAUGAGAGUUGCUUUCCAGGGUGGAGGAAAAAUGGAAAUUUGAUUCAACGGUCCUGAUGAUCUUGCAGGCGGUGAUCCUUGCCAGCUACAGGCCGCUGAUCAACACCACCCUCUUGUUCGCCGACCUGAACAAGACGAAAGAUUUGAUCGACAAGGCCCUGGAGUUCUUCAAGAGCACCCGCCACAUCAUCCUCUACUAUGAGGAUCUUGUCAGCAAUCGGACAGUGAGUCUCCCCUGUUCUUCAUAGAUUUCCAAAAAUUUCGGCUGUCUGGGGUUGACUUUGACGGAUUUGUUAUCUUGGGCGUUGACCCACAGAAGCUGGUGGACGUCCAGGACUUCCUCGGCGUGCCCCACCGACAAUUGGUAAGCCGCCAGGUCAAGAUCCACACCAGGCCGCUGUCGGAUCACAUCAAGAACUGGGACGCCGUCAACAAUGCCAUCAAUGGCACCGAAUAUGAGAGCUUCCUCAAUGCCGACUACCAUCUGUAG